Molecule: messenger RNA, 1548 nt
Organism: Letharia columbiana
Lineage: Eukaryota; Fungi; Ascomycota; Lecanoromycetes; Lecanorales; Parmeliaceae
Exons: 1
Coding region: 1-1548 (515 amino acids)
Biological process (GO): carboxylic acid metabolic process
Molecular function (GO): carbon-carbon lyase activity; pyridoxal phosphate binding
Source: RefSeq, a predicted model, not a curated record
AUGAUGGAAGAUGACAAGGACAUUGCCUGUUUGGAAAAUGCCUACGCCCACUCGUUGGAGCUUUUACAAAAGCAGUCCAAUCCAGUACUGCCAGAAUCGUCGAUACUUGAAAACACAAGGUCCGCCCUCCUUCAAAAUAUCCCAGAGCAUGGCCGGGGGAUAGAACAGGCCACGAAUCAUCUCUUGCAAGACCUUGCUCCCGCCCUCAACGCGUCCAGCCUCUCUCCAAACUACUAUGGCUUCGUUGUGGGAGGCGUCACGCCAGCAGCUAGAGUUGCAGACAAUCUAGUCUCAACCUACGAUCAGAAUCCUUCAGUCCACCUGCCGGAUCAAACGGUGGCCAGUAAUGUUGAAGACAAGGCCCUGCGGCUCCUGAUGGAUCUCCUACGUUUUGAUGAGAAAGAGUGGUCUGGAGUUUUCAGUACAGGAGCUACGGCGAGUAAUGUCCUUGGACUGGCUUGCGGCCGCGAGCAGAUUAUCAAUGAACGCAUCAAGAGCUGUUUGGGGCCUGACUCAGAAGAGAGCGUUGGAUCUCUCGGCUUGCUCAAAGCCUGUCGUUUGGCCGGCGUGGAGGAAAUCGAAAUUCUCACCACCAUGGCGCAUUCCUCUCUGUUCAAGGCUUCGAGUAUUUUGGGACUAGGCCGCGCUUGCGUUCAUGAUGUUGGAAAAUCCGAUGGCUAUGUUACUUUUGAUUUGCAGAAAUUAGAACAGCAACUGAAGUCGGGCCAUCAUAACAGUGCUUCGAUUGUCGUGGUCUCGUGUGGGGAGGUCAACACGGGUCUGUUCGCAACCCACGGUAUCGCAGAAGUCCAAGCCUUAAGGAACCUUUGUGAUGAGUAUGGUGCCUGGCUGCACGUCGACGGAGCAUUUGGGCUUUUCGCAAGACUUCUGGAUGGACCGCCCGAGUUUGAGACCGUAGCGCAAGGUGCCCGAGGUUUGACUUUAGCAGACUCGAUCGGUGGCGAUGGGCAUAAGCUUCUGAACGUACCUUAUGAUUGUGGCUUCUUCUUCUGCCGUCACCCAGGCAUUGCUCAGCAAGUCUUUCAAAAUCCAAACGCCGCCUAUCUGAACACCCAAAACUCGGCCACAGACCCGAUACAGUCCCCAAUGAACGUUGGCAUAGAGAACUCGCGACGCUUCAGAGGCCUACCAGUUUACGCGACUCUCAUGGCUUACGGCCGUGAGGGGUAUGCAGACAUGCUCAAGAGACAGAUCCGCUUCGCACGAGCGGUGGCUGCGCAUCUCUUUGAUCAUACAGACUUCGAACUUCUUCCCAAGGAUGUCUUCAGUAACAGAGCCAGCAUCGAUCAGAGUAUUUUCAUCAUCGUACUCUUCAAAGCCAAGAAUAAAGCUCUGAAUGACACGCUUGUCAAAAGGAUCAACGCGAGCUCCAAGAUGUAUGUGUCGGGGACAGUGUGGGAUCAUUGUCCAGCGAGCCGCAUUGCAGUCUCCAACUGGCAAGUCGAUCCAGAUUGUGACCUAAACGUUGUGAGGACGGUUCUCGAGAAUGUUUUAAGCGAGUGGUCCAAAGAAUGCUCAAAAACUUAG